AUGGUCAAAAAGAUGUGUAAAGCUUUAGGUAUGUUAAAUGUACUUGCUUCUCGUGCUUUUACAACAUCUAAUAUUCGGGCUUUGAGAUUCGGCUCGCAAAGAACUCAGCAAUCAGAUAUUUUUCAAGUUGGAGCUUUUUUGCCUGAAAAUAGUAAAAGUCAAAUUUAUCAAAAAGGGCAGUUAUUUGUUCAUAAAAUUUUUGCUUAUAGAGGAAUUAUCGUCAAGUCUACAAAUUGUGUUAUUUAUUCUAGAAGAAGUGUGAAUACACCACUUGAAGAAUCCUUUUAUUAUCAAGUUCUUAUUGAUAGUGACGAUUGGAACGAAAUGCAUUUUCCCUAUAAUUUGACUACAUGCCUCAAUUCUAUUGGAAAUAUGGAACAAAAAAAUAAAACAGAAUAUAACGGAAUGGAUAUAGUUGCACAUGAUGAAAUUCGGCCAUAUCAAAAUUUACAAAAUUUGGCUGAUGAAACGCCACCGAUUAAAAAUGAACAUAUUUAUCAAUGCUUUCCUACGCCAAAUUUGUUGGAGGAAGGUUUUGAAACGGAAACAUUUCAACAAGGAUUGGAAUUUAAUCAAUUACUUCCCCAAGCUGUCUACAAACAUUUGACAGAUUUAAAUGAAGUACAAGUUAUUCCUUUUUAUUUGGGAAUUAAUGGAAGGGAUGGACAAAAUUUUCAUCUUUGGCGUUGUCUUUUUCGAAUAAGAAAUUUGGGGAAGAAAGUGGUUAAACUUCAAGAUAUAAAAUUGGAUACGUCUACUUUAGAUGGUUAUUAUACAAGUUUGGAAGAAAGUUUAACUGAAAAUUUGGCAAAAAAAUUAACUCCAACAAAGUCAGUUACCCAAUUUGCCCUUCAUUUUGAAAUGCCAAUAAGAUGUGUAAAAGGAAAUACUUUAUGUGGUUAUUUUAUAGCUGAAGAUGAUCAAAAAAGAAAAAUUAAAUUAAUUAUUCCCUUAACGCCAUUAGACUCAAAUCAAAUUUAUAGUCAGGAACAAAUGGAGACUGUGAGUUUUUUUUAA
Molecule: messenger RNA, 1017 nt
Organism: Meloidogyne enterolobii
Lineage: Eukaryota; Metazoa; Nematoda; Chromadorea; Rhabditida; Meloidogynidae
Source: the annotation of a GenBank genome assembly